CACCAUACACAUCUCUCUCUCUCUCUCUCUCUGUAGGUUCUCAACAGUUCAGUCAGUACAGUGGCUACAGCGACACUUUUAAGUGGGUAGGGCCUCACAGAGACGGCUUUGAGAGGGAUGAGUGGCAGAGGCUACACAGGCAGAUUGUGGCCAUGGAUGCUCUCCACUUCAGACACCAGAGAGAACAGUACAACAUGAAACAGGUCACCAGGGAACUCAACAAGGCGUAUUGUGGCUUUAAGGCAGAUGACAACACUUACCCAGACUUCCUUCCUGACAUCGCCACGGGCAACUGGGGCUGCGGAGCCUUCAAUGGAGACCCCAAACUUAAAGCUCUGAUCCAGCUGAUGGCUGCAGCCAGGGCCCAUAGAGGUGUGGCCUUCUUCAUAUUCAAGAACUUCAGCUUGGAGAGAGAGCUGCAGAACAUGCACCACCUACUGGUCACACACAGAACUACAGUGGGUGAGUUAGUACACACAGAACUACAGUGGGUGAGUUAGUACACACAGAACUAA
Salvelinus sp. IW2-2015 is the source of this 515-nucleotide messenger RNA. RefSeq names its product poly(ADP-ribose) glycohydrolase-like. Gene Ontology annotation, molecular function: poly(ADP-ribose) glycohydrolase activity. Lineage: Eukaryota; Metazoa; Chordata; Actinopteri; Salmoniformes; Salmonidae. Gene Ontology annotation, biological process: regulation of DNA repair; nucleotide-sugar metabolic process; carbohydrate metabolic process. Gene Ontology annotation, cellular component: cytoplasm; nucleus. The record is from RefSeq and is a predicted model, not a curated record.